GCUCGUCAGGUCGACGGACGCUGCCUUGGAAACGACAUAAAUCCAGUCCACGCAGCUGGGUUGCGAGCAGGGACCCAGAUUUCCUCACUUCAAAGGCUUCCGCUCCUCUUCCUCCUCCUCCUCCUCCUCCUCUUCCUCCUCUCUCUCUCCACCCCUCCAUCCAUCCGUCCAUCCAUCAGUCGAGCGGCGAACAUGGGCGGUGUAAAAUGAAAUGCAGAACAGAGGAGAAGGAACGGAAGGAACCAUUUAAAUAAAAUAAAAAUUAGAGAGAGGGAGAGAAGAAGAAGGUAACGGGAGCGGCCGCAGCCAGCAGUAGACCAGCAUGCCGUUGGUGAAGAGGAACAUUGAGCCCAGGCACCUGUGCCGUGGGGCGUUGCCAGAUGGGGUGACCAGUGAAUUGGAGUGUGUUACUAACAGCACCCUAGCAGCCAUCAUCAAACAGCUGGGCAGUCUGAGUCGCCAUGCAGAGGACAUUUUCGGAGAACUGUUUAAUGAAGCCAACAGCUUCUACCUGAGGAUGAGCAGCCUGCAGGAGAGAGUGGACCAGCUGGCCGUGAAAGUCACCCAGCUCGACUCCACUGUGGAGGAAGUCUCCCUGCAGGACAUAAACAUGAGGAAGGCCUUUAAGAGUAGCACCAUCCAGGACCAGCAGGUGGUGUCGAGGACCUCCGUCCCCAACCCUGUGGUGGAGAUGUACCAUCGCUGUGACAAACCUCCUCCACUCAACAUUCUCAGCCCGUAUAGGGACGACAAGAAGGAUGCACUGAAGUUCUACACGGACCCCUCUUACUUCUUCAACCUGUGGAAGGAGAAGAUGCUGCAGGCCACAGAGGACAAACGCAAGGAGAAGCGACGGCAGAAGGGCUGUCCGGCCCACCCUGACAGGCCCCACUCCAGACAGGCCCCACCCAGGAGCCCCCUGUCCAUCUCUGAGCAGCAGAAGCAGGUUGAGGACCCGGGCAGAGAGGUGAAGAAGGUGCGUAAGGCUCGCAACCGACGUCAGGAGUGGAACGUCCUGGCUUACGACAAAGAGUUCAGACCAGACGCCAGGCUCACCCCCUCACCUUACCAUGGCAUGUCUUCAGAAGGCUCCCUGUCCCCUGAUAGCAGGUCAGUGGCGUCUGACUCCUACCCAGCCAGCCCCAACCACCCCUCCACCCAGGCCCCCCGCGCCGUCCACCCCACCGACCACCUCGCCAGGGACCACCUCAGCGCCGCAGCUCAGACUCAGUCACUGGAUCGAGGCCUCAGGCCGGCCAAUCAGCCCCCGGGUGCUGGAGGGCCGGCGGCUGCAGGGAGACACGUGGCCUCUCUGGGCAGGGCCCCAUCAGGACACGGGGUCCAGGCUGGUGGAGAUCCUACGGUUAAUGGGCCGAGGCAGUCAGUUAAGGAAUACCGGGCCGGGCACGGCGGCCAGCCCUCCACCAUCCCAGAAUACUAUAUCCCGCCUGCCCCUCCCCCUCCUCCACCAACCAUCCCCUCAGCCCAGACCGCUUUCGACUCCACCACGGCCCCGCCCUCCGCCUCGGCUGUCCCUCCCAACUCCUCUGCCCUCUCCCGCCCCUACUCCCCUUCCCCUCCUCCUCCCCCGGCCAACUACGUACCCUCCCCUGCCCACCCCCCCUCAGGUGUACCCCCUGCCGCUCCUCCCCCUCCUCCACCUGGAGUCCCUACAGGCCUCCAGGCUCACCCGUCACCACCGCAUGCUGCCGUCGGCCAGUCGGCUGUGGAUGCACCGCCCGCGACCAGAAAGUCCACCAUGCUGGGGAUGAUCCCGAUGAGCGACGCCCGCUCCGACCUGCUGGCUGCCAUACGUAGAGGUAUCCAGCUGAGGAAGGUGCAGGAGCAGAGGGAGCAGGAGGCAAAGAGGGAGCCCGUGGGCAACGAUGUGGCCACCAUCCUGUCGCGCCGUAUUGCUGUGGAGUACAGCGAGUCCGAUGACGACUCCGAGCUCGACGAGAACGAGUGGUCUGACUAAAAAAUGCUUAAAAAGAGUGAAAGAGAGAGAGAUGGGGGCUUGGUGGGUGGUGGUGACCGGGAGUAGGAGGGGAAGAAACAUCGAGACACUGAGGUGGAAAUGAAGCGGUAUUUUUACAGAAAAAAAUAUUCAAUAAAAUUCAACCAUUCAUACAUACAUACAUACACACCUACUUACAUCUUGUGUUGCAGCCUCUUUGAACAUCUAGCACUUCUACAGCAACAGGUUGGUCAUUUCAGCUUGCGUAGUUGCCCCUGACACCGCCUAAUCUUGAAGUGAAACCCUAGAGGUUUGUGUGUCUGACCGCCCAUGGUGCUUGGCACAAUAAACAAAUGCACAUACUCACAUUCACACCAUUUUUCAACACUUUCCCGCCCCCGUUGGCUCAUUUUUAACCAUUAACACUAAGCUGUGAAAAACAAACGCUCCAACUUCUUCCCCCCUACAUAUUUGAGUGAUAAUUAUUAGCAAUAUUACAGGCUCUGAAAGUGUAGGUAUGUGGGCCCCUAGUGAGUACGGGGGUAAUGUGUUUACAAAACACAUGGUAUAGCACAAGAAAAACUAGUGCAAUUUUAACUUUUCUGCCAAAUGUUAAGAAAGACUGUAUGAAAACAAGUCAGGAAAAUCAGGGAAAGAAUUUACUUAAAGGACUACGCCACCUCACAGGGCCGUGCCUGUUUACAAAACAUGUGCACUCUCCUUAAAAGGCUACGUCGUCAUUCUGAGAGUUUGGCUCAGUGGUCACCUUAACCUACACGAGACAAUAGAAUCAGCACAGAAACUAUCUCUAUGUGAUUUAACUCUGGCUGGUGUGCAUGCUAACAUAGAAUAUAUAGCAUGUUGGCUAACUGUAGUUGUAGCUAAUUGCAUUGUUAGCUAGCUUGAGUUCAAUUUCUGAACCUGCUGGGUUUUGUUAAAAUAUAUAACAUUAGGGAUAAAAGUCAUUGGAGCUAUUUAAAAUAGGAAAAGAUUUUGUAGAUCUUUUAGUAGAUCUCUUCUAUAAGUUGUAGCUUAUACAGAAAGUGAGCGAAAAUUAGCUUAACAGCUAAUAAUUUGAAGACCCGGUAUGUAUUUUUUGACACAGGUUUACUUUGAUGAUAAAUCAACAAUUUGCCUCUUACUCAACUGAUUUUAUACCAAAAUACAGGCCAAUUGUCCUGUUGUGUUGCCAAACCGUAUACUGCAUCAGAAAACAUUAACAAUUUAGGUUCAAGUGUUAAUAUACCUAUACAUUAAUUAAUGGGUAAUGGCAAGUUCCAGUCUUGUAUUUUCAAUUUUGGUAACAGGGCAAUGACUCUGUUUACAAUACUGUUUGUGUCUUUAAUGUCUUGUAUAUUACAUUUCAUUAAAUACUUCAAAAUAUCACCUGUGAAAACAUAAAAUAAUAUUAAGUAGCAUUCAAAAUGCUCAAGUUUCAUAUUUUUAAAUAUUUAAAAGGGGGUUUUGUAACUCAGUUUUUCAACAUGCUGUAUAAAGUUAAUAUGUCCUGUGACCUGACAUUAUGAUUACUGGACAUGCACUAGAAAUAGCCACAGAGAGAAAAGUGAUGCUGGUUCUCUUGUAAUGUUUUUGUUAAAGCGAUUUGAAGGCCAAACUCUCAAAGCCAGUGUAGUCCUUGAACUCGUACCUGUUUAACAUUGUGAUGUACAGUUCUCCUGUUGGGAUAGUGUAAUAGCUGAAACUGUGACGAAAGACGCCACCCACCCAGGUUUACGCUGGUUUGGGAAAACAAGUGCCACCAGCCUUGUCGAAGUUUCGUGAAAACUCCGCAUUCAGCCUUCAUAUCACAGCAUUGAACAAUAAAGUGAGCGAGCUUAUGCCAUUAAAUUUUA
Molecule: messenger RNA, 3810 nt
Organism: Micropterus dolomieu (smallmouth bass)
Lineage: Eukaryota; Metazoa; Chordata; Actinopteri; Centrarchiformes; Centrarchidae
Exons: 11
Coding region: 323-1978 (551 amino acids)
Biological process (GO): actin cytoskeleton organization; positive regulation of Arp2/3 complex-mediated actin nucleation
Cellular component (GO): cytoskeleton
Molecular function (GO): actin binding; Arp2/3 complex binding; protein kinase A regulatory subunit binding
Source: RefSeq, a predicted model, not a curated record